AUGCGAGGACUGGUAGAUGCGACGUGGACUGUAGAUGCGACGGGGACUGGUAGAGUGCGACGGGACUUGGUAGAUGCGAACGGGGACUGGUCAGAAUGCGACGGGGACUGUAGAUGCGCGGGACUGAUGCGAUGGGACUGCGUAGAUGCGAUGCGGACUGGUAGAUGCGAUGGGACUGGUAGAUGCGAUGGGACUAGAAGGUGCAGUGGGACUGGUAGAUGCGGCAGAGUUAGUAAGUAUGACGGGGAUGGAGAGGCUGAUGAGGAUUCAGGAGAUGGCAAGGCUGGAGGAAUGGUGGGGCUGGAGAGGGAGAGCGAAAAGUCUGAAGCUAAGUACUUGUCGAAAGAAAUCCGAGAAACAGUUAAAAAAUGGAAAACUGAGAAGACGCCGCCUGCAAGAGUUCGCAACGCAGUGCGCGCGUGGCAGAUUGGGUCGGGAGAAGUCACCGCCUCCGCCGACGCGAACUUUGCGAGCCACAGUUCUGGAGCAGAGCAAGGGAGCUGCGGUGGUGCCGACCAACUCCGUGGUCAGGCCUCGAACACCCUGCAAAAGCCGCAGGAGGGUGUUCGAGGAGAGACGGAAGAGCCCAGAGACGGAAUCCUGCUGCCUCCCCGAGGACAUCAAUCGAUAAACAGAGAAACGACGGCGGCGGCGGCGGCGGCGAAGGCGCAAACGUCGACGCAGACGUUGGGGAAAAAGGGAAAGGACAGCGGUAGCGCUGACUCGUGGUGA
Gryllus bimaculatus (two-spotted cricket) is the source of this 732-nucleotide messenger RNA. The record is from the annotation of a GenBank genome assembly. Lineage: Eukaryota; Metazoa; Arthropoda; Insecta; Orthoptera; Gryllidae.